Molecule: messenger RNA, 216 nt
Organism: Pseudocercospora fijiensis CIRAD86
Lineage: Eukaryota; Fungi; Ascomycota; Dothideomycetes; Mycosphaerellales; Mycosphaerellaceae
Exons: 2
Coding region: 1-216 (71 amino acids)
Source: RefSeq, a predicted model, not a curated record
AUGGGAAACGGAGCCAAAGCCCAGCAAAAGCGCGAACGCGCCGGUGGCAAGAAUGACAAGAAAGGUCCUACAUCGCAGCUGAAAUCCAACUCCGCUGCACAGACUAUCAAGUGCAAGACUUGCUUUACUUCUUUCCAAAGCACUACGAAUCGGAAAGCGCUGGAUGAACAUGCGGUGAACAAGCAUAGCAAGACGUAUGAUGACUGCUUUGCGUAG